Messenger RNA from Solanum dulcamara, 4573 nucleotides. Its product is annotated as transcription termination factor MTERF4, chloroplastic-like. Gene Ontology annotation, biological process: regulation of DNA-templated transcription. Bases 370 to 1848 code for a protein of 492 amino acids. The transcript has 3 exons. NCBI's taxonomy places the organism in Eukaryota, Viridiplantae, Streptophyta, Magnoliopsida, Solanales, Solanaceae. Gene Ontology annotation, molecular function: double-stranded DNA binding. The record is from RefSeq and is a predicted model, not a curated record.
GAUCAUUACUGUCUGCCCCAAAUCUAUGAAUUCGCCCAGGAACUGUACCUGGAUCAUAUGCCUGAUUUGCAAGAUAAGAAAGGGCAGUGACCCAAACGGAGUCAAACUUUCCCAGGGGUGUCUUAGGAAGACCUAUCAUGAAGUUUAUAGCUAUGCGACAAAAGGAAAAUUUCCCACAAAUCGGCGAUAGUAGCUAACAAUCGAUUCUAUGCCCUUUCAUGCAUAAAAGACUUUCGUUCUCUCGCUUUUAUUAAGUCUCUUUAUACACAGUCCCCUUGAAGCCAUGAAAGGGUGCUUCCUUCUUUCUGGAGCAAAGGUAAAUCUUUAAUCCGUUGCGCAUCUUUCUAUAAAAUUUUUGGAAUCUCUGAAAUGUUUAGAAGAAAAGUAACACUUGAUAGUGUCGCCAGAAUAAUACUCUUGCUUGAAACCUACCAAAAUCCUCAAAAAAUAUACACUACUUGUCUUCCCAUAAAGCAGAGACAGAGACCCUUCUCCACAAAAAAAUUCCCUGAGUAUGAAAUGCCUUCAGUGACAUGGGGAAUGGUUCAAGGGCGUAAGGAAAAACUGGUGUCUCGGCUCAUAAUUUGUGACUAUUUAAAGAGUAUAGGCAUUGUCCCCAAUGAACUAGAAGACCUAGAAUUGCCAUCCACUGUUGAAAUAAUGCGUCAACGUGUUGAGUUUCUUCACAAACUUGGACUAACAAUUGAUGAUAUCAAUGAGUAUCCUUUGAUGCUUGGAUAUAGUGUGAGGAAAAAUAUAAUUCCUGUUUUAGCCUACUUAGAAAAAAUUGGGAUUGAAAGGUCAAGACUUGGUGAAUUUGUUAAACUUUACCCGCAGUGUCUCCAUGCAAGUGUAGUAGUGGAGCUUGUUCCAGUUGUCAAAUUUUUACGAGGCCUUGAUGUUGAGAAACAUGAUAUUGGGUAUGUUUUAAUGAAAUAUCCUGAGUUGUUAGGGUUUAAGCUUGAGGGAACAAUGAGUACUUCAGUGGCGUAUUUGGUCAGUAUAGGGGUUAAUCCCAGGGAUAUAGGGCCAAUGGUAACACAAUAUCCUUAUUUCUUAGGAAUGAGAGUUGGGACAAUGAUUAAACCAUUUGUGGACUAUUUGGUUUCGUUGGGUCUGCCAAAGAAAAUUUUAGCAAGGAUGCUUGAGAAACGGACGUAUAUACUUGGAUAUGAUCUUGAAGAGACAGUGAAACUGAAUGUAAAUUGCUUACUCAGUUUUGGAAUUAGUAGGGAAGCUUUGCCUUCUGUUAUUGCACAGUAUCCACAAAUUCUUGGCUUGCCUUUGAAGGCUAAGCUGUCAUCACAACAGUAUUUCUUAAACUUGAAGCUCAAGAUCGAUCCUGAUGGGUUUGCUCGUGUAAUUCAGAGGAUGCCACAAAUUGUUAGCCUCCAGCAGCAUGUGAUAUCGAAACCUAUCGAGUUCCUUCUUGACCGGGGUUUUUCAGUUGAAGAUGUGGCUAAGAUGAUCAUAAAAUGUCCUCAGUUAGUUGCUUUACAUGUUAACCUCAUGAAAAAUGGCUAUUACUUUUUUAAGAGCGAUAUGGGCAGGCCAAUGAAAGAACUUGUGGACUUUCCAGACUACUUCACUUAUAGCCUGGAAUCAAGAAUCAAACCAAGGUAUGAGAGGUUACGUAGUAAGGAAAUCAAAUGUUCUUUGGCUUGGUUUCUCAACUGCAGCGACCAAAGAUUUGAAGAGAGAUUGUAUGGUGAUUAUAUAGAGCCUGAAAGUUCUGGUCCAUCAUUUUGCAUGGGUGGGAAGUUAGAGAUGUCAUGCAGUAAUAUUGCAUCAGAAGACGAAAAGGAGAGUGAUGAUGAAACACUUUAUAGACGCACUGUCUCUCUGUAGGAACUUUGCAAGUGAAUUUGCUUUUUUCUGUAGCUUCUAUUGCUAUCAGUUUUGCCGAAGGAGUAGAAUGUAAUUGCUUGGGUUUGCUUCUUUCUCAUUUUCAGUUGUUUCACCUUCUUUACAUGAACACAAUGUAGGAAGAUGAAAGUCUAACUCAUCAUUUACUUUUCAUAUUGGUGGAUUGCUCUGGCUCACGUACAAAAUCAUGAUCUCUGGUCUAUAUUUCAGAUUUAAAGUCAUUGAAAAAUUAACAGUUUAUGGUGUUUGCUUAGUUUUCCUAGCUGUUUAACCUGAAUUGAGAUAUUUUCUAGCUCCAUGCAAGGAAGCUUCUCUUUUCUUUUAUAUAUUUUAGAUUUUCAUCUUCAUACAUUGUACUCUUCCAAAUAUUGGUGAUUGUUCUGUCCCGUAUAUAGAAUUAAGAAUUACGACCUUUCAAAGCUAGUAAGUAGACUAUACUCUUUAGUCUCUGUUUCAGAUUUGAAGUCGUUGAAGAAUCAUAGUUUGUGAUGUUUGUUAGCAUCCUAGCUAUUGGAUUACUGAAUUGGGAAAUUAUGUAGUUUUAACAGGGUACUGUCUGUCAUUUGAAGGCCAAAUUGUUAUCAAAUAUCUCGUGGUGAUGUUUUAACAUGCUCUACUUUAGAAAUCUGCAAAUCGAUAGAAACUAGCUCAGCUUGGGGUUUACCGGCUGGUGAGAGCAAUUCUAAUUACUUCGAGCAGUUCCGUGUAAAUUGUACUUUGCAGAUGAUGUUUUCUGCCACUGACUUAUAGCUUCAUCUUUUGAUAAUAUACCAUUUCUACAAUGCUAACUUGUAGCUUACUCAUGCAUCUAUUUCCUAUGCAUUAGGCUUGUCAAUAGGAAGGAGUGAUUCCUCCUCACUUUAGUGGACCGUGUCGGGCCCAAGUAUAGUCAUAAUUAGGAAAAGAAGCCCUUCCCUCAAGGCCUGGUCUAGUGAUAAGAUCCCAGCGUGUGACAUGUGGGUUAGGCGCACAUCAUGGGUUCAAACUCUAUCGCAGACAAAAGUGUGGUAUUUAUGUGGAAAAGGAUAGAGGGGUGAGCUCACUUUCCACCGAUUUUGAACCGUGCGCCAUUGAUCCUCUGGAAUUUCUCGGUUAUCUCCAGAAACCUCUAGAAGACCGGAAAUUCUUCAGUAUCUUGCAUUGCUCGUGUUUGAUAGAUCUACAGCGUAAAAGUUACAAGCAAGUUGAGCUAUGCUGUGCAGUUCUCUUUUGAUGUUUUGUGCUCCAUGUCCUAAUAGAACCCCUCUUUUAGGUGAAAUCAUUCAGAUGUGAAGUACUGAAACUUGGUGAAAUAGAAUUGAGCAUGGCAAAAGCUGAAUUAUUCACUACCUAUUUUGGUCUUUAUUAUCUACUAAAUUUAUUAUUGGUCGUGAAUUUUCUAUUAAUGCUACAUACACCAACAGAUCUGAAGAGAUGGCAAACUGAGGUUAGGUGGUUUUUUAACCAUGAACAUGGAAACUGUGCAGGGAGAAGUGCCUUCUCUAAGCUGUGCAUGUUAUCUUACAAGCCAUGCUUGUUUGAAGCAACACAUGAGCUGCGGCCAUGUCUGUUGAGGAAAAAAUGAUCAAAUAUGAAGUUCCAAUAUUUUUCUUUUUAUCCACAAGCCUGUGAUUUCAACAAAUAUCAUUAGCGUACAUCUUUUGAUUUUUGACAAGAUAUUUUGUUGUCCAAGUCUCCAAGUUUUAACACAUUGGAGCAGUUAGUACUAUUCUCUACCAAUGGUUUUAUGCACGUAUAGGCCAUGUUUUUUUCAUAACCCCAAUUAACUUGGAGGUCUAAGCCGUGUGUGCUCAAAAUGAUUCAUUAGUUCAUGUACCUCCCCUGCCCUAGGUGGCAAUUAAUUAGGUCAUUGAUUUGAUCAUAGCAAGCUUCUGUGAGAUUUAGCAGUUUGUAACUGUCAUCUGUGCUUUAUUUCUGCUGUAGCUUCCUUCUUUUCUUCUUUAAAGGUUUAGAUGUGCCCAUUGUAAGAUGAAACAUUUUCUGAAUUGAUAUUUAGCAGGGUAAAAGACUUGAUUGAAGGCUGCAUGAAUGGUCAGAGUUCAGUGGGUAUUGGCAAGGUAUGAAUGGCCUUCUCAUGAUUAACAUUUUUCAUGGUGGAAGUUGGCCAGCCAGGCUUGAAGGCUUCAUCAUCUGUUAAAACCCUCCUGCAAGCUUCUGGAGUUGUAACAGUUACACUUGGACUACCAAACAUCAAUGCCUUGUAUAGUCCCUUUUGUCCGAAUCUGCAAAAUACAAUAUAAUUUAAGGCUGGGAAAGCUAUUAAUAGUUGACAUGACCUAAAACAAGAACCAAAAGCACAUAAAACAAAAUUAUAUAAAGGAAAUGGCUCCAUGUACUCUGGUUCAUUGUUUGGGAGUUUGGACCUAUGCCCUUGGGCUGUUGAGCAGAAUUCUUUCAAUUACCCCAUCUCCCACUAGAAAAGAAAGUAGUAUUCAAACUCACUGGGGUGUCUGUGGAAUAAAAAGACAGAGUUCUAGCUAUGUCUCUUGCCUGUCCUGAGUGGAGGCAGAGAUGGGGAAAAAACAACACAUUUAUAUUUUGUUAUGUUUCUGGUGGGAUUGUAGGAAAGCAGAUUAUUUUUUCGAGCUUGUGGUGCUCUCUUUUACAUAAGCCAUUUGUUGGUCAUAAAUUUGAAGAUUUUGCUUUGUUGCAGAGGCUAAGACCUUUGGGAAUAAAUGUUGGAUCGGGAAGAAAUUGGGUUAAACUA